This is a messenger RNA of Haliotis rufescens (red abalone), 1257 nucleotides long. RefSeq names its product WSC domain-containing protein ARB_07870-like. Lineage: Eukaryota; Metazoa; Mollusca; Gastropoda; Lepetellida; Haliotidae. The coding region runs from base 6 to 1025 and encodes 339 amino acids. The record is from RefSeq and is a predicted model, not a curated record. The transcript is spliced from 6 exons. Gene Ontology annotation, cellular component: plasma membrane.
UGAAAAUGAAUGUUGUAUGCAUGACAUCAGUAUUGGCAUCGCUUUCUGUGGUGUUGUCCUUGGAAGGACCUUUCGGCAAAAUCACACACAUGUGCUAUGGAGGCUUCUACACAGUCAAACAUACACAUACUUACAUCAGUUGUGUGAAUUUCUGCUGGUUCUCCAGACGAUGUAAGGCUGUUAACUGGGUCAGUAAAUCCAGAGAAUGUCGCCUCCAUGACUCAGCACUCGCCGACCCAUCUCAGACCACGACAGACCCCCGAUGUAUCAGUACAGAGGUACACACGUCACAUAUGGAUCCGAGUCACCCGUGUUCAGGACGUCCUUGUCCUGACACCUAUGUCUGUGCUCCAGCAGAAGCAGCUUCCAGCCAUGUCUGCCUCCCUCUAGAAGGGUCUGUAUCACAGACUACGACUGCCGCCAUCACUGAUACGGCUGUGACGACUACAGACCUGGAUGCAACCACAACGACAACUGCAGCUCCUGCUAGUACCACACUUGCAGGUUCCGCAGUGAUGACUGUUACCACAACAUUUGUAACUACAACAGACACAUCGUAUGAGCAUGGGUCUGUAACACAGACUACGACUGCUGCCAUCACUGAUACGGCUGUGACGACUACAGACAUGGAUGCAACCACAACGACAACUGCAGCUCCUGCUACUACCACACAUGCAGCUUCUGCAGUGAUGACUGUUACCACAACAUCUGAAACUACAACAGACACAUCGUAUAAGCAUGGUCCUGUGUAUACGGGAUGCUUCCUGGAUGACAGGGACAGAAUGAUCAACGAAUUACGUGAGGUGAACGACUCCAUGACGCAUGAAUGGUGCUUGACUCGCUGCAGACAGGGCAACUAUCUUCUUGCUGGACUUGAGAAUCAUGAUGAAUGCUUCUGUGGAAACUCCUAUGACAACGUGAAGUAUACUGUCAUGAGCGAAGGGGACUGCAACGCUCCAUGUAAGGGCAACAGCAGCCAGAUGUGUGGUGGACGCUACAGACUCUCACUAUUUCAGUGCACUUGACCCUCUUUGGGAACAAUGAUUCAUCUCGUUGCUGUUUAUGUUUAUUGUCCUAUUGUCAUUAAGUCUGUCAAUCACCUAACUACAGAGAAAUUCAGUUGUUGUUUUUUUAUUGUUUAUGCCACUUUCAUCAAAUGUAAUUGGUAUCAAUGGCAUGGUAACGGUAAACUAGUUUCACACAGAUGUACGUAUUCAUGAUCACAGGAAUUUAUGUAGAAUAAAACAGUAAAACGCU